Messenger RNA from Nannizzia gypsea CBS 118893, 165 nucleotides. RefSeq lists its product as hypothetical. The coding region runs from base 1 to 165 and encodes 54 amino acids. The transcript is spliced from 3 exons. The record is from RefSeq and is a predicted model, not a curated record. NCBI's taxonomy places the organism in Eukaryota, Fungi, Ascomycota, Eurotiomycetes, Onygenales, Arthrodermataceae.
AUGGAAGAGGCACUCGAAGAAGAACGCGAUGUGAUAAGCAACAACACUCGUGAUCCAGCCAUCCCUUUUGGCAAGGCCGGCGAUGAACUGGGUUUGCUUCUCGAAAUAUUGAAGUUGGUUGAGAAUGUUGACUUCCUCAUCUUUGAUAUCAGAGUACCGAGUUAA